AUGGUGUCCUCUGCAACUGAGACUGGAAAUGGCGGAAGCAUCGCCGAGAGGUGGCGCGAGCUCCAGGGGGAGCACUCGUGGGACGGCCUGCUUGACCCGCUGGUCUUGGACCUCCGCAAGUCGCUCAUCUCCUACGGCGAGCUCGUGUCCGCCACCCGCUCCGGCUUCAACAACGAGCAGCGCUCGCCGCACUACGGUCUGUGCAGGUACAGCCCCGACGACCUGCUUGCCAAGUCGGGGGUGGCCGACACCCGCUACUACAGGGUCACCAAGUUCGUGUACGCCACGGCGGAGCUGCUGCUGUUGGGCAUCGAUAAGCAGACCACCUGGAUGGGGUACGUCGCGGUGGCCACGGACGAGGGCGUGGCGGAGCUCGGCAGGCGCGACAUCGUCGUGGCGUGGCGUGGGUCGGCGACGUUGGCGGAGUGGGCCAAGGACUUCGUCGAGUUCUUGCCGGCGCCCGCCGAGCCCGUGCUGGGCUCCGCGGCCGCCGCGUACCCGUCGGCGUACGUGCACAGCGGCUUCCUGUCCGUGUACACCACCAGCAACGCCAACUCCGAGCUCGGCAAGGCCAGCGCCAGGGACCAGGUGCUAGAGGAGGUGAGGAGGCUGGUGGAGCUCUACAACGACGAGGAGAUCAGCAUCACCGUCGUCGGCCACAGCCUCGGCGCGUCGCUCUCCAUCCUCAACGCCGUCGACCUCGUCAGCAACGGCGCGAACAAAGCAUCCUCAUCUGCAGGCGGUCAGGCUCCGUGCCCGGUGACGGCCGUCGUGUUCGCGUGCCCACACGUCGGCAACGACUCCUUCAAGGACGCCUUCGACUCCUUCCACGACCUCAAGGCCCUCCACGUGAGAAACAAGAUAGACCCCGUGCCCGAGUACAUGCACUGGUUGCCUGACCUGGGCGUGACGCUGCCCAUCGACACGAGCCUGUCGCCGUACCUCAAGGACCCCGAGAAGAAGGCCCACGAGCUCGAGUGCUACCUGCACGGCGUCGCCGGGGUGCAGGGAAGCGCCGCCGGUGGAGGGUUCGACCUGGUGGUGGACCGCGACGUGGCACUGCUGAACAGGUUCACCGACGCGCUCAAGGACGAGUACCCGGUGCCGACGAGCUGGUGGGUGGCGGAGCACAAGAGCAUGGUCAAGAACGAGCAAGGCAAGUGGGAGCUCAAGGAUUUCGAGCAGAUAUAUUAA
Messenger RNA from Miscanthus lutarioriparius, 1194 nucleotides. The record is from the annotation of a GenBank genome assembly. Lineage: Eukaryota; Viridiplantae; Streptophyta; Magnoliopsida; Poales; Poaceae.